AUGCUGGGACAGGACAGCCCCCACUCAAACAUCCAAAGCAUCGGCUUCCACCACAAACUGGCGGGACGGGUCAGGAUGAACCAAGAUGGGAGCUAUGGUGAAAUGAUGUUUGAGAUCCCGGAACAAGCGGUCAGCAGCUGGGGACCACGUGUCAUGAGUGACAUGCCCUGUGGCAGACACUGUUCUGCGGAGGUUGAAAACCAGUGGCUUGGAGUGAGCCUCUCCAGGCGGCAGCAGGAUGGACUUGUGAUGGCCUGUGGACAUCGUUGGAAAAAUGUCUUCUUCACCAAAAAAGAAGAUAAGUUGCCACAUGGCGUCUGCUACAAAUUGGAGUCGGACUUGAGUCAAUCAAGUCCUUUGAUUCCAUGUUACAGAGAUCACCAAAAACAGUUUGGCAAUGACUAUGCAUCAUGUCAAGCAGGGAUUUCAAAUGUCCUUAUUGGGGACCUCGUAGUAAUGGGAGCCCCUGGAACCUUGUAUUGGACUGGGUCUGUUUUGGUCCACAACAUAUCCAGCCAGGUCACUUCUGCCUACUUGGAUGAUAACGUUGUCCUCUAUGGAAGUUAUUUGGGGUACUCAGUCAGCGCUGGCCACUUCCUGCACCCAGACUCCACUGAGGUAGUGGGAGGAGCCCCCCAGUAUGGGCAGACUGGUAGAGCCUACAUCUUUAGCAUAGAGUCCAGGACACUGAGCAUCAUCUCUGAGGUCAAAGGUCAAAAGCUGGGUUCCUAUUUUGGGGCCACUGUGUGUGCGGUGGACCUGAACACUGAUGGCCUGUCUGACCUGCUGGUGGGAGCUCCAAUGUUCAGCGCCGUGAGGGAGGAGGGCCGUGUGCACAUCUACAUGAACCAGGGACAGGCUAACAUGAAGGAGAUGGAGUUUACAUUAGCAGGGAGAGAUUCAUAUGCAGCCCGGUUUGGGGAAAGUAUCACAAGUCUUGGAGAUAUUGAUGAUGAUGGCUAUCCAGAUGUUGCUGUUGGGGCACCACAAGAGGAUGACCUACAUGGUGCUAUUUAUAUCUACAAUGGGAGGAAGACGGGACUUGAACAACACUUUUCUCAAAGGAUUGCUGGGUCUGCUUUGGGUAGUGCUUUCAAGAUGUUUGGCCAGUCUGUGUCUGGGGGCAUUGAUGUUGAUGAAAACGGUUACCCAGAUGUGGCCGUGGGAGCCUUUCUGUCCGACUCUGCUGUUGUUCUGAGGACACGGGCGGUUGUUGUGGUGGAGGCGAUGAUACUUCUUCCUCCUACUGUGAACCGCACCCAUGCCCUGUGUACAGAGAACGGCCAGCCUGCCGUAUGCCUCAAAACCACUGUGUGCUUCCAGUUGCACGCGCAACGUGUCUCUGGGCUCAUCGAAAUACUGUACAACCUGACGGCUGAUGUCAAGCACAUAGAGGGGCUCCAGUCCAGAUUCUUCUUCACCACCAACGGCACAGCGUUAUCAAAUGCCACAGCAGGCAGCAUCCAGACCAGGCAUGGUCACAUGACCUGUGUUACCCACCUGGCCUUUCUGAGGAGAGACAUUCGGGACAUCUUCACCCCCAUCCACUUUGAGCUGCAGUAUGAGCUGGGAGAGCACAAUGUGGUGAGGGGUAACUCCAAGAGCUUUCCCCCUCUCAGGCCUAUGCUCAAGAGGGGAGGGGAGUACAGCAACUUGCUGACCAACAAGACUGUAUUCACCAGGUACUGUGCCUGGGCCAACUGUUCCACCAAUCUGCAAGUGUCUGCACAGCUGCUGUUACCGAGGUGA
This is a messenger RNA of Salvelinus namaycush (lake trout), 1749 nucleotides long. RefSeq names its product integrin alpha-4-like. The record is from RefSeq and is a predicted model, not a curated record. The transcript has 16 exons. NCBI's taxonomy places the organism in Eukaryota, Metazoa, Chordata, Actinopteri, Salmoniformes, Salmonidae. Bases 1 to 1749 code for a protein of 582 amino acids. Gene Ontology annotation, biological process: integrin-mediated signaling pathway; cell-matrix adhesion; cell-cell adhesion. Gene Ontology annotation, molecular function: integrin binding. Gene Ontology annotation, cellular component: integrin complex; external side of plasma membrane.